Salpingoeca rosetta is the source of this 1665-nucleotide messenger RNA. RefSeq lists its product as uncharacterized. The record is from RefSeq and is a predicted model, not a curated record. The transcript is spliced from 6 exons. The coding region runs from base 1 to 1665 and encodes 554 amino acids. Lineage: Eukaryota; Choanoflagellata; Craspedida; Salpingoecidae.
AUGAAGAAGGAGCAGGCAGGGAAAGGAAGCAUCUGCCGCAAGAACUACCCCCCUCCCCGACUCUCAUGCAAGCACCUGCUCGACGCUCGACCUCCAUGCGCACACAAUCGUGGGCGCUCGCAGGAGAGCAGACUGGGGAUGAGCGUGGCUGAAGUGGUUGAGGAGGGCAAAGAGCUCGUGCACGAAGCAGAGGAUAUGGCAGAGAGGGUGUGCAUCCACAGCAAUCACAACAACGCCACCACAAUGAAUGCGGCGGCACUGCUGCAACCAGUAUAUGGGAGCGGCAUCACGCCCAUUCCAACCAGCAUUGCCUGCGCCUGUACAUGGGCCAGCAGCGCCACCGUCCCUGACGCAUGCCAUGAUGCCGACAUUGUCAACGACACCAACCAUCACAAGCACAUUGCGGCCGCUGCUGCGGGGUUGCAGUGCAGACGCCAGAACAUGUCGACCUCAUCUGCAGCACCGGCAACGACAGCAACAACAGCCGUGAUGGCAGCAGAAGCAGCGGCAGCAGUAGGGCUUGUCCACCUUCCUUUCCGAACACGGUGCCGCCGUUUCCUCAUGUCUGCGACGGCUGCAGCGACAGCGCCACGGCCGUUCAGGGGCACCCCUUCUGUCGCGGACCUACUUGAUGGCAUCACCAUCGUCCUGAUCAUCGCUGUGACAUCGAGGAUUGGACGGGCGUUUGAAUCCAAGCACGCUUCAGUGCAGCAACGACGAAAUUCGCAACCACCGCCGGUUCAAGGUAGCAGACAGAAGGCUUUUCACUGCCCAGAUACAGCGCAUUCCUUUCCUGCGUCAUACGACGGCACGGUGUACGUGGCAGACUCAUCAACGCAGUCUUCCACCGAGGACAGACAGCGGUGUCUGGGGCACCAGCUGCGGAAGCUGUACAACAUCGAGGCAGACCACGUCGUGCACCUCAGGGAUGUGCCACAGCAGCAAGACAGCGUGUCGUGUGGCCUGUUUGCGCUGGCAUACGCCACACUGCUGGCUGCUGGCCUGCAUCCUCUCGACUUGAACAGCGUCAGCAUGACGGCACACCAUCUGCGCACGUGGUACUUGCAGUGCGUGGCUGAUCGGGAGGCAGAUGUUGUGGAGGCGCUGCUCAUGAAGCUGCUACAAGAGGCACAAGUCCAUGACGACAAAAACAACGACGACGACAACGGCCUUGAGUCGCCACUCCACCAGCGACGCUGUCUGCCUGUUCUGCAGAGGCAGCGGGCCCUUCACUUGCAGCCGACAAGAGAAGAGGACCGAAUGGCCUUCUCUGCCACAAGCGGCGAGGUGGUUGAGGUACAUGACAGAAGCGAUGUUGUGAUGACACGGGCGAGCCGCAGCAGCCACACUGGCCACAACAACAUCAACAACAACAACAACAACUUCGGCAACAACAGCAGCAGCAGCAGCAACAACAACAACAACAACAACUACUACUACUACUACUACUACUACUACUACUACUACUACUACUACUACUACUACUACUACUACUACUACUACUACUACUACUACUACUACUACUACUACUACUACUACUACUACUACUACUACUACUACUACUACUACUACUACUACUACUACUACUACAUCGGCCACACUUACAACAGCAGUUGCAGUAGCUGCCACAAGUGCACCAUACCGUCGCUCAGCCUGGGCUGCUGA